AUGGGCGCCAUGCAGGAUGGAUCUCCCACGCUCACGGGGCUGCUGCGGACCAGCAACGCACUGCUGCACUCCGUGUGGUCCCUGCAGCAUCGGCUGGCCAGCAGCGAAUUCUCGCAAUACCAGCGACUCGUGGCGGCCUUUCCUGAGUUCUGCACAAAGCUUCAGAAGCGCUUCCUGGAGCACCCUGUCACGGAGAUGAAGCUCGAUAAGCCCAAUGAGCAAGAGGCGCUGGCGGCAAUCAAGGGUGCCGCGCGGGAGCUGGUGGUGGUGCUGCAGCCAGAGUGCCUGAAGUUCCAGUCACGCGCGGAGCGGCUGCUGGCGGACCUGCAUUCGCUCAUGAUGCCGCUCACUCUGGGCGGCGCGCCGCUGCUGGUGCGGGAGUACAUGCGGGUGUUUGCCGGCGCGUGCCGGCUCGUGCUGCUGCUGAAGAGCGUGCCCCGCAAGGACGUCGUCCAGCUGUACACGAUCGCCUGCCACGAGCUCGUCGGCCGCGACCCCCCCGGCCGGCGCGCGCUGUGCUCGUUCCUGGCCGCCUGCGAUGCGCCGGUGUCGCUGCUGCAGCAUCGCUUCCUCUGCGUCAGCCAGCGCGUCUGCCAGAUCCUGGAGCUUGUCGUGGUCCCGGUGCUCAACAACAUCGGAAGCGCCGACAUCCUCGCGUCUUCCGAGAUCCUCGACACCUUUGCGCUCGACCGACCCCACACCAUGGGCAUCCGGGGGUUCACCCUGGAGCGCUCCUACCAGAUGCUGCAGGACGCAGACGAGUACCGCUCCUGGGCACUCCUCGGCUUCCUCGCCUGCCCCGCCGCCCUCGCCGGCCACGGCGCGCGGCGCGCGCUCGCGGGCCUGCUGUCCGAGGCGCUCGUGAUGCACGUGUACGAGGACGCGGUCGAGCCGCUGCACCCGCUGUUCGAGGCGCACGUGCGGCCCGGGCUAGAGAAGGUGGUGGAGGUGAUCAAGGACCACGGCGCGGACCGCAGCGCCCGCGAGGGCGACAAGGCGGCGGCGAAGUCGCUGGUGGAGGACGCCUGGCGCGCGGCCGCGGCGGGAGCGGCGCGGGAGCACGCGCUGCGGCGGCUGUACGUCUGCCGGCAGCUGCAGGACAUGGCGGACGAGAUGGAGGAGGUGCCGUGCCUGCUGCCGCGCCGCAUGCCGGCGCUGCUGGCGGCCAUGGCGUAUGCCAAGGCCGAGCUGCUGUGGUACUUCAGGCACACGGGCGAGCCCAUGGCGGCGGGGCCGCCCAAGGGCCCGCUGGGCGGCCAGCCGACAGUCACCGUGCCGAGCGACGUGCGGGUGGUCCAGCUAAUGGCGGCGAUGGCGCGGUUGCAGCAGCUGCUGGUGCGGUACAGCGGAGCGACGCGGAUGUUCGUGCAGCAGCGCAUGCGCGCCGCGCUGCUGCAGCAGCUGGUGGCGGGCACGCGCGCGAUAUCGGCGGCGGCCGCCGCGCAGCUGCAGGCCGCGCAGCGGGGCGUGCGGGAGGCGCCGCGGCCGGGGGACGCGGGGGCGGCGGCGGCGCUCAAGGUGGCGAUGCAGAUGGCGGACAUAGCGGACACAUUGCAGUUCAUUUGCACCCAGGCGGCAGCGGUCUGCGGCGCGGUCGAGGGCGAGGAGGACGCCAGCCACUCGGCUGCGGCGUCAGACGCGUCCGGCUCAGCCGCCGACCCGGGUGCCGCCAGCGGGAGCGGCGGCGGCGGCGGCGGCGGCGCCCCGGAGCGGCCGUCGCGGCCCGGCCGCACAUCAGACGCCGCGGCCGCCGCGCUCGCGUGGCUGGCGGUGUGCGUGCGGCUGUGCUCCACCCACAGCCCUCUCAGGACGGCGCAGCUGGAGCUGCCAGCAAAGGACCCUCAAUACGUGAUGGCCAUCAACGAGGUGCGGGGUUCGUCGGCGCUGAUCCCUCUUGUUUGA
This is a messenger RNA of Monoraphidium neglectum, 1902 nucleotides long. RefSeq lists its product as hypothetical. The record is from RefSeq and is a predicted model, not a curated record. Gene Ontology annotation, cellular component: SCAR complex. The coding region runs from base 1 to 1902 and encodes 633 amino acids. The transcript is spliced from 15 exons. NCBI's taxonomy places the organism in Eukaryota, Viridiplantae, Chlorophyta, Chlorophyceae, Sphaeropleales, Selenastraceae. Gene Ontology annotation, biological process: cell migration; cell projection assembly; cell morphogenesis.